Molecule: messenger RNA, 6647 nt
Organism: Biomphalaria glabrata
Lineage: Eukaryota; Metazoa; Mollusca; Gastropoda; Planorbidae
Product: von Willebrand factor A domain-containing protein 3B-like
Exons: 35
Coding region: 391-5382 (1663 amino acids)
Source: RefSeq, a predicted model, not a curated record
UUCUAAAAAAAAAAUAAACAAUAAGAUCUCUUUAUUUCUAGAUCUAGAUUAUUUUAAACAAGUUAAAUUCUAUUAUCUAGAUCUAAUUUUUCAGAAUAAAAUAAUACCAUCAGAUAGAUCUAAAUUAAGAUAUCCUACUUAUAGAUCUAGAUAGAGAGUUGGCUUUAUAGAUCUAGUCUAAAUGUAACAAUUUUUAUUCGAAAAGGGAAAGUUUUUAAAUAGUUAUCCCCAGCAACACAAUUGUGUACAAGAUGGCGCCCGUAUCGUCAAGAUACUAUUCAUUGACCAUCCAUGAUCUAUUGUGAUCUAUGAUUAAUUUUUUUAAAAAUAUUAUCUUAUUGUCUCUAUGGUGCUUUAAAAAGUGAAACCUAGUCCAGAACAGAUUUGACAAUGACAGCAGUAUCUCAAAGAGUUUCUUCAUUCUCUUUCUGUAAGAAAAGUGAGUUGCAAUCAGCUGUCACCUUUGACCUAUCAGAGAAGACAAAAACUUGUAAUCAUAAGCUCUACAAGUUGAAACCAGAAUGUGAAAAUAUCAUUUUGGAUCUGCCAAAGACUGCCAGGCCUAGAGAAUGGGAGCUCGAUGUCCGCCCACUGAUAUCUUCUCAAAAAUGGCUUCAAAAUUAUGGGCUGAGAAAGAAUCGACUUCAGCUCAAUCAGAUAUUAGUUUCAAUUGGAUUUAAAAUUAGUGAUGAAUUUGAUGACUCUCUUAAGAAACCUGUAAGCUCACGCUAUGGAAGCGGACUUUUUAAACAGAUGUUGCGGCCUGAUGGACGUACAUUCAAUAUCAAUUGCUCUAAAGAAAAACUUGCUCAGCUUGUAAAACGACUUGAACAAGUUAUCAAUCUUUUUAAAAGAAGAUUAGAAUGGCUAACUUCAGAAAGCAGACGACUAUUUGGAGUGAUAGAAGAGCGUUCUGUGACUAUAGUUUUAGACAUUCAGAGCAGCUCAGCUGAAAACUUUGACAAAUACAGGGCGGCACUAGAAAAAGUUCUCAAAGAGCAAGUCUCACAGCUGUCUAAAUUUAAUAUUAUUAGGGCUUGUGAAGAUGUGAAGUCAUUUAGCAAACAUUGUAUCCCAGUUUCACAUGAUACAAUAGACGCUGCCAUACAAUGGCUGUGGAACCUAAAUCCAUCAGAACAUGUUGCCAUUUCUUCAGUAGCUGAAUCUGUUCUGAUGGCCGUAGAAGAUUAUAAUAGUGAGGCUGUUUAUCUGUACACAGAAGGAAGUGCUAUUACCAAUGGUAAAGAAAUUCUAAUGGAAAAAGUGUCCAAAGCAGAAAGAAAGAUUCCAAUCAAUGCUGUAUCAUUCAACUGUGAUUCAACUGAUGUGAUCAAAUUUUUGAAAGAUUUUGCCAAGAGCACCAAAGGGAGAUUCCAUGCUUAUGGUUUGGUUAUGGAGCUGGAGACAUAUGAGACAGAAGUGAUUGACACUUCCUUAAAAAGAGCCAACACAAUUCUUAGACACAAAACAAUUGGAGGCAUUCCACCUGGAGCUGGCAUGAGAGAAGACGUCAUUUUGAUUUUUGAAGAGCUUGAAGAAGCACGCAGCAAUCUUGCCCAAAUUAGAUCUCUGCUGGACAAUGCCCCGGAGCCAAGCAAAAAUAUAUUUGAAAAUCUGGACAACAAGAUGCAAGGGAUUGCCAGGAAAGAUGAACAGUACAUGAGUUCCAAAGAAUGGCUGGAAGUUUAUGGACUCAGUGCUAAAAAACUUGGACUGGAAGACAUUUUGUCAAGUGUAGCCUUCAAGCACAGUGAUGGUGUGAUUACCAAAUUGCUACCACCACCUUCAGAACCCCCUACUGAUGCUGUGUCAGGUCCAGUGUUGGUCAAUGCACUGUACUGUCAGGACAUUUUUCCUGUGGUGAAAUGGAAAGAUGGUCAAACCAUGCAUGUCAUAGUGACUCCAGAGACCUUCAGAAGCUAUGAGGUUAAGGUCAUGGUUGUUCUCAACAAAAUACAGGGGAGAAUUGAUUGGUUGAACAGAGGAAGCAGGUCACUGUUUGGUACAUUGGUUGAGGACCAAAUGUAUAUACUGAUUGAUGUUUCUGCUUCUAUUAGAUCAAGUCUUGGAUUUGUCAAGCAGAAAAUAUUUACUCUUAUGCAGGAACAGCUUCGUCAUAAGAAAAAAUUCAAUUUCAUAGCUUUCAAUUCCAAGAUAUCUGGGUGGAAAGACAGACUGGUAGAAGUCUCUGAGUCUUCCAUGCAGAGUGCCUGGGCCUGGAUACAGAGCUUGACCUGCUGGGGAUCCACCAACACAUAUGCAGCACUACAGCAAGCCUUGUCAGACCCACAGACACAGGCCAUUUAUUUGUUAACAGAUGGCCGACCUGAUCAGCCAGCCAAGUCCAUCUUAGCCCAAGUGCAGCUUCAGAAGAGUAUCCCCAUUCAUACAAUCUCUUUUAACUGUGAUGAUGUGGAGGCCAAUCAGUUUCUUUACAGUCUAGCUGAGAUCACAGCAGGGAGGUACCAUUAUUUCUCUGAGAAUGGAGAAAAUGUAGAGUAUCCUAAAGCAUGGCAGAGUGUCGAUGUUCAGCUCCUAAAAGACGAAAUCAAACGAGGAAUAGAGAACAUCAAUAAACUUUCUGAACUUAGAGAUGAAUGUACUCGACUAGUUUGGCAACGUGGGGCUGAUGAUCUUCGUAAAAGUUUGCAAUACACCAGAGAAACGGACGAGACAACAUCAACUGAAAUUCAUGAUCUGAAGUCAUCGCAGACUCAGAAAAGUUUUAAAACCAAUGUGCUUCAGCCCAUGCCUUCAUUAAGUCCUCGGUUCAACACUGCCUCCCUCAGAAAUCGUCCUAAAUCUUCCUAUGGCAUCAGAACAGAAGAGAAUCAAAGCGUAGCUAAAACGCUAAGACAGACCAGAUCAGCCAGUCUUUCUUAUUCCAGAAAAACAUUUAAAGUUUGCAAGCGACUGGAUCAGAAUGCUCACACCAAGACAAGCAUGAUGCGAACAUUGAGCAGCAGUGGAAGGUUCUCACCUAAUGAAUGGCUACUCCCAGAAACAAAAUACUUGUUCAAUCGCCAAGAAAACAAUCAGAAACUGGCCAUGGAUAAAAAGAAAGAAAAACAGCGAAAUAAAAACAUCAAGAAAAUGUUAAAGUCUUAUGAGAUGUCCUCCAAGCAAUGGCUGAGUAAACAUGGUCUUCAUGCUAAACGUCUGACACUUCUGGAUGCCCUGGGCUCCACCCUUGUCCCUCACAAGCCAAAGUAUAUUUCAAUAUUAGAUAAGCUUGUCUCCGCUAAGGUUUUUGAUGAUGUUUUUACUCUUGGUCAUAUGUCUAAAGAUCAACACAUAAAUUUGAUUAAUCCUAAUGGUGUAAACCUUGUUGAAUAUGAGAAAAAGUUAAAAAUAGCAAUUGAGAAGUUUAGAAGGAGGUUAAAUAAACUGAUUUGGAAUGUUCUUCCAGAGUCAGAAAAAAAAGAGUUCAACUCUGAAGUGCCUGUUUCUUUUGAAGCAAACAGCGAGCGAUUACUAAACUAUUUAGAGAGCGCUGAUUGGCCAGUCAAAAAAAAAGAUAUUGACCUCCUUGUUAUUGAAAUAAAGCAGGGGGAAAAAUUUCUGAGGCAGUCUAUUGCCCUGCGAGAAGCUGCGAUGUGCAAAGAUGAUGACGCAGAGGAAAGUGUCAACGAAGGAGACGACGAUCUCAACCAAACAGAUUCAACAGCUGAGCAGCGGCAGGUAUCAUCUCAAUCCAAUCUGGCUACUACUAGUUCACAAAUGUUAGACCAAACUACAUAUGUCAGAAAGAAGUAUUCAGAAGUCAAAGAGACAACUAAGAGUUCAAAGAUAGUCAAAGAAGUUGUCAAGACUGAAGACAUGCAGAAGUCAGUCAAAAAGAAGCUCCAGUUUUGUAAUGGUCAGAAAGUGAUUGCCAGAUUAGACGAAGAUGGUCUAUACUAUCCAGCUGAGGUGAUCAAGUGGCCAGAUGUACGUCAUGCUGUGGUUAGGUAUUUUGAAAAUGGAGAGGCCACUGUCUACACUAGGCACGUUGUACCCACAGGUGGAGCUGUAGCUAGACCUUUCCUUCAUGUUGGUGAUUAUGUCCUCAUCAGAGUUGUCAAUCUUGACAAUGGCAGGGAGUGUUACGUUCCAGCUAUUGUACGAAGAAAUCAUGAACAAUACUUUUGUGCUUGCCAAUGUUACACUGUUGUUUUGUAUAAUGGACAAGUGGCUGUUACUAUGAGACAACAUUUGGUGAAAAUCAGCAAAGAGAGAUUUGAACUGGCUGUCAUGUACAUUUGCAAAAAGUUGCAUGAAGACAUAGUGCAAGUUGAAGAGAAUCUCUAUGUCAGCCACAGACAAGAGAGUGAGGUAUCAGAGAGUGAAGAGGAUGAGAGAACAACUCCAGAUCCUGUUACUGUCACAAUUGAGAGACAAUCAGAACCUGAGAGAACAAUUCCAGAUCCUGUUACUGUCACAAAUGAGAGACAAUCGGAAUUUGAGAGUCUUCAUUGGGAACUGAGAAGGCUGAGGAAAAAACUUCAAAAAAUGCAAAGAUUGUGUAGGGAAAGAUCUGUUAGAACAGUGGAUCAGUCUGUCCAGCAUUCAUUGGAAGAUGACAGAAAAUCUAAGCCAAUAUUAGACUGGAGGCGAUCUUUACAUCCAAUCAAAAAGACUGAUGUAGAAGUUUUGGCAAGGUGGCUUGAUGAUGGAUGGUAUUAUAGAAGUGAAAUUCGUAGAAUUUAUGGAGACUGUAGCUAUGAUGUUGUGGAUAGCACUGGGAUGACAGCCAGACUCUGGAGGGAAGACAUCAUCACAGAAGAAGAUGAUGACAGGAAUAUAGAAGUUGAUGACACAGUGAUAGCCCUUUAUCCUGACUAUUGCUUCAGUUAUGCCCCUGGAAGAGUGAUAAAUAUAGACAGCAAUGAAGUGAAGGUGAGAUUCUUCAAUGGGAAAACUGCCACUGUGCCGCUGAGUGAGGUGUACAAGAUUAUUCCAGAGAAGUACAAGAUGGACGUCAAGCAUAUAGAAAAGAAAGAAAAGCAACUUAUUGGAACUGCCGUUGUGGCACGAGAUGACCACACUGGAGCAUAUUUCCCAGGAACAGUUAGAGAGAAAUGUGGUGGUCAAGAUUAUCGGAUUGAGUGGGCUAGUGGCUCAGAAUCUGUACAAAAUGUUGCCCAUAUAUUUGGAGGCUUCACACGGGAGCCGAAACUAAGUCAAGGGGAUCGAAUCUUAGCAUGUGUUGACCCUAUCUAUGUCAAGUUUUUGCCUGGCAUUAUACAAGAUUUCAGUGAAAAUGGAAAACUGACAAUUAAGUUUUGCAAUGGAGAAAUAGUUUCUAACAUCCAUGGACCAUGGUACUGGCUCAGUCAAGAAUACUAUCAAUCAGCUCAGGAAUAUUAUGAGACAACACUGAGAAACCUUGAAGAGAAAUAGUUAUUUGAUUCUAUACAUCAAGCCCAUUGGAAAAUGUUAGCACAUCAUUUUUGGUUUCAAUAUGUAGGUGUAUUUAUGGAAAAUGACAUUGUUUUACUACUGGUUGCUCCUUCGUGCACUGACCUAUGCACUAUUAGAUUUAGUUGUUUUUUUCCACUCACUGUAUUAUUAUAAUUGUAGUUAGUUCAAUUUGUAAACAAGUUUCUUCCAUCUUCUUGAAGAGAAGUUUAUUAUUGUUAACAUGCUGAAGCAAGUAUACAGAUAUAUGUAAAGACUUGUCUACCAAAUGUUUUGUAACAUUGAUAUGGAUAGAGAAAAUUUCAAGUAAGAUUUGAAUCUUUAAAAGACUUUUUUUGCUUGCAAAUCUUAGUCGAAGUGUUAAUGCCAUUGUUUGCCAGAUUUUUUUUCAAUCAACUGCGAUUCUUCAUACUGCAAACAUGUUUUGUAAUUUUUGAUGCAUAAUGUAAUCAGUCUUUGGUCAAGGAAAGAAAUAAUGUUGGUUAUUUAAGUAUUCUCAAUAAACAUGCAACAAAUCAACAAAAGAAAUCAAAGUUUUGUACACAUUUUUUCAUGGCUUAUAGAGUCAAGACCUUGAAAUCGGAUUCUAAAAAAAUGGGGAAUGUGCCUGUUUGUUGUUCUUUAUUCAUUAUGUGCAUAAAAAGUGUUUUUAUUGCUGGCCAAAAUACUUUCCAUUUGCCAAAUCCACUGCUUGGAUUGUUGCUUUGUUUUCACUUUAAAUUUAUACUUUGUUGUGUAAAAAUAUAUCUGUGACCAUUUUACAGUGUUUUUUCAAAACUGUGAUACAAACAUUUUUUUUAAGAAGUGUCUUUCUAUGAAGUAUGUUUUUAAUUCUUUAUAUUAUUUAUUUCAUUAAAAAUUUAAAUAUGAGCUCUUUUUAAACUUUUUUUCAUUCUGUCAAUCAAAAGGCCAAUCUACUAGUUUAAAUGUAUUUUACCAUUUUGUGAUAUGUGAUUGUUUUUGUUUUUUUCUGAAUAAUGUAAAAUAUAAUCUUUGCCUAUUAUAGGCCUAAAUCUGUCCUUACCAAAAAUGACAAUGAUUCAAUUACUUUCAGAAUAAUUAUUUUCAUUUCUCAUUAAAUGUAACAGUAUUUUAUAGUAUUUAACUAUUAUAUGCCAUGGUAUACUAUUGUAGCUGUAGACUUUGUGUACUUGUUUCUAAAGAAAAAGUUCAUGACCAUUUGUUUUACAUUAAAGCUUAACUGUUAGACAAAAAUACAAAUUCAUUACAGUAGUUUGAAAACAGUC